Linum trigynum is the source of this 234-nucleotide messenger RNA. The record is from the annotation of a GenBank genome assembly. NCBI's taxonomy places the organism in Eukaryota, Viridiplantae, Streptophyta, Magnoliopsida, Malpighiales, Linaceae.
AUGUAUACAGUGGAGUUCCAGAAAAAAGGUUUGCCCUACAUACAUUUGCUGGUUUGGUUGGCUGAAGAGUAUAAACUGAGGACAUCAGCUGAUAUUGACGAGGUAAUAUCAGCCAAAAUUCCAGACCCUCUACAAGAUCCAGUUGGAUAUGAAGCUGUUUGUAGAUAUAUGUUGCAUGGUCUGUGCGGUGAAGCAAAUACAAUGCACCAUGUAUGCGAGACAGAAAACAGUUAA